Messenger RNA from Penicillium samsonianum, 216 nucleotides. RefSeq names its product Glucose/ribitol dehydrogenase. The record is from RefSeq and is a predicted model, not a curated record. The transcript has a single exon. The coding region runs from base 1 to 216 and encodes 71 amino acids. Lineage: Eukaryota; Fungi; Ascomycota; Eurotiomycetes; Eurotiales; Aspergillaceae.
AUGCCGCCUCUGACAAAAUAUAUCUCCAAGCUUGCUGGAGCAAAUAUCUUCAUCAUUGGUGGGACUGCUGGUGUCGGUUACGCUGUCGCCGAAGUUGUUGUUGAACAUGGCGCUGCUUCAGUCGUUCUUUCGAGUUCCCACCUUGAUCGAGUUUCCGCCUCUACGAGUCAUAUCCAUCGAGUGGUUGCCACAUCGUCGGCUCUGUAUGCGACUUGA